GCUGACGGAGAGUUGUCUAGUAGACCAGUUUGGACGGAGUCGGAGUCUGAGCUUAUAAAGGGUUUGCCGGCAAUAGAUGGUUCCAGUCAGUGUCGGAUAGACUCCGGAUCUAGUCACGACAUAGGGCUUAUUCUAGUGUCGAAGAGAAAAACCGUUCUAAGAAAGAGUGCUAAAGAUGGGAAAACUAUUGCCGUUGAUCCUUCUGGUAGCAGCUUUCGUUGGAAGCCAAUCAGCACCAACCACCACCAUCAUCCAUCAGCCGGCCCAAUACUAUCUGCUGCAGCCGCAGCCUUCAACCCUGAAGAUCCAACCACACCUCAUCCAACCGAUCCAACAUCUGAAACUGGAACCCAAGCAGCAGCUGGUCUAUUACUACCCAUCGAUCCCGCUCAGCAGUUCGAUCAGCUAUGACAAGCCGAUCCGCCUGGUGUCGCUCAAGCAGGAGGAACAGCCCUGGUGGCAGGGAUUCGUGAACUUCUUUCAACCAAGCACAGAAAAGCCAGCUGAGUCUGCUGAAUCCGCCACGGAAGCUCCAGCAGCUCCAGCCGAAGGCGAAGCUGCUGGCAUGAUGAAAAACCAGAUCUUCAUGGCUCCGGCUGAUGCCGAGCAGUUGCCAUCUAAGACAGAAACCAAGGCCACUCCAUUGGGAGGUCAUCGGUACUACAUUCUGUCCGGAGCUCCUCAGUUCUAUGGAAACUUUGACGCGCUGCAGAACCCACUGAAUCCAAUCUUCAGUCUGCAGCCCCUGCAAGCCAUCCACGCUCGUUCAAACUCGGAAAUCCAGGCUGAACCACAGAUCGUUUCCUCGAUUGCCCCGAUCGCUCCAGUUCCGGCACCGCUUCCUGCUCAACUGAAGAAUGAUCUACUGGAAUCACACCCGGACAAGACUGCCACCAUUGAACGCACCUGGGCUCGAUCGCUGGACGAUGAACCUGCUCCGGAACCGGAAAUCGCCCAGGGACGUUCCCAAUCGGAUGAACCGAGUGAGCAAAAUCUUCCACAGGGCGUUGACGAAGAGAGCAAGAAGGAAGAAACGGGAUCGCUCCGGCAGGCGAAUGAACCUUCUGUUGCGGCCGUCAAGUCAGCGGGAAUCGCCCUUGCCGGACGAGGUGGUUUAGCUGCUUCGGCCCCAACCGGAACGGCCAUCGCCGGCAAAAACGGCCUAGCUCUGGCCUCGCCAACGGCCACUUCCGUCGCAGGCAAUUUCUUCGAAGAAGAUGAGGACAAGAACAAGAACUGAAUCAGAUUGGGACUCGAAACUGGAACUAGAUCGAUUUUAGUGGCGUAGAUGUAGUCUGUCUUUUAGGGUUAGGGGAAAUUUAUGAGCAAUGACGCAAUCUCGACAUUGGUGCUGGUAGGAAAAGCUUAGAGACGAUCGAAUUCGACCGGUUCAUCUGGUGCAUCGAUCGUCUGGUCGUGUGAGGGACAUCUUAGUGAUCAAGGAUAUAAUCGUAUACGUACACGUAAGACUCGAUCCCUGUAGCGGAAGUGGUCUUUCCGGGCCCAGGGAGAGAGUGGACUGAUGAUCCCACCUCAAAGAGAGCGGGACAUUAUAAAACAAUACUUUGGAUUUUGAAACCUGGUGAUUUAGGAUUUAUCGAAAUUUUAGACUGUAGGUUUUAGGAUAAGUUCAUCAUCACUCAUCGACUAACGAAAGAAUUGAGCCGAUGGUUCUACCUUUCUCAUACAACAAUUCUAGAACCUCAGCUCAAUUCUACUAGGAAGACUCAUCUCAUCACUCACCUUGCAUUUCAUCACGAUAAAAAUGUGUUCAUGAAAAUCAGUAAAAAAAAUAAAUAAACAAACUUUAAAAGGAA
Aedes aegypti (yellow fever mosquito) is the source of this 1817-nucleotide messenger RNA. RefSeq lists its product as uncharacterized. The transcript is spliced from 2 exons. NCBI's taxonomy places the organism in Eukaryota, Metazoa, Arthropoda, Insecta, Diptera, Culicidae. The record is from RefSeq and is a predicted model, not a curated record. Bases 176 to 1240 code for a protein of 354 amino acids.